Messenger RNA from Monopterus albus (swamp eel), 2156 nucleotides. Its product is annotated as acyl-CoA synthetase family member 2, mitochondrial-like. The record is from RefSeq and is a predicted model, not a curated record. NCBI's taxonomy places the organism in Eukaryota, Metazoa, Chordata, Actinopteri, Synbranchiformes, Synbranchidae. Bases 78 to 1853 code for a protein of 591 amino acids. Gene Ontology annotation, molecular function: medium-chain fatty acid-CoA ligase activity. The transcript has 16 exons. Gene Ontology annotation, biological process: fatty acid metabolic process.
AGGCUCAGUAUCUUCUAACCAGAUAUAUUCAAGACUGAUUUUAGUUAAAGUCGAGACAGACAGACUGUGUGAUAUCUAUGGCGGCACUGAUUUGUUCCCCACUGCUAAGGUCCUGUGCUCGCAGUCUCAGAUCUGUGGAUGGAUCCAAACACAGGCAGACCUGGAGAUCAUGCAACACAAACUUGUUCCAGUGGUGCCGGUCACUUCAUGUGGACAGUGCUCCUCUAAAACCCUCUCUGACCACCAGCUACGUCCAUGGCACCUCCUCCUUCUCUCUGCUCCCCAUGACUGUGGGUCAGAGCCUGGAAACCACAGUCAAGCUCUGGCCUGACCGUGAAGCUGUGGUCUGCCCAGAGGAGGGAGUUCGGAAAACCUUUGCACAGUUUCAGGAAGAUGUAGACAAGGUGGCUGCAGGUCUUCUUGCUCUGGGCCUGAAGCAAGGCGACCGACUGGGAGUAUGGGCACACAACAUAUAUGAAUGGAUACUUUUCCAGUUUGCUACAGCCAAGGCUGGAAUUAUACUGGUGUCACUGAACACUGCCUGUGAGGUGAAGGAAAUGGAGUUUAUGUUAAAGAAGGUCCAGUGUAAAGCAGUGGUCUGCCCUGCUGCCUUUAAGACCCAGAGGUUCUGUGAGAUGCUGAGGGAGAUCUGCCCAGAGAUCGACACAACACGAGUGGGCACAAUCAAAAGCUCCAGGUACGACAGGUUUCUGAAAGUCCAGUGUAAAGCAGUGGUCUGCCCUGCUGCCUUUAAGACCCAGAGGUUCUGUGAGAUGCUGAGGGAGAUCUGCCCAGAGAUCGACACAACACGAGUGGGCACAAUCAAAAGCUCCAGUUCCCAUCACAAUAUAGUAAAUAAUGCCUAUUUUAUGGGCCUCCGAAUGGGUUAUCGAUCAAGACCUCAGGUGCGAGUGUGUGUGUCCGUACCACUGUACCACUGCUUUGGCUCCGUGAUUGCAGGGAUUAGUAUGGCAGUGCAUGGUAUUACACUGGUCUUCCCUUCCCCUGGUUACAGCGCCCGUGCCAACGUAGAGGCCAUUCACAGUGAAAAGUGCAACGUCAUGUAUGGCACUCCCACAAUGUUCAUCGACAUGCUUAGCCUGCCGGACUUGCACAAGUAUAAUUUGUCGUCACUUAAAAUUGGGCUCAUGGGAGGUUCUCCAUGCCCCCCUGAGAUUCUGAGAAAACUGAAAACAGAUCUGAAUAUGAGCGAGAUAACGGUAGGUUAUGGAACCACUGAGAAUAGCCCUGUUACAUUUCUAGGAUUCCCACAAGACAAAGAGGAACUGAAGAUAAAUACUGCUGGGUGCAUCAUGCAUCACACUGAGGCUAAAGUGGUGGACCCCACUAGUGGGCAGAUAGUCCCUCUGGGGGUAUCAGGGGAGCUGAUGAUCAGAGGAACUUGUGUGAUGCAUGGGUACUGGGGUGAUCCAGAGAAAACCAAGGAGGUUAUCUCUCAAGAAGGCUGGUACAGGACUGGUGACAUUGCCAGCCUAAACAGUCUGGGUUACUGCUGCAUUGAAGGACGCAUUAAAGACAUGAUCAUCCGUGGAGGGGAGAACAUCUACCCUGCUGAGAUUGAGCAAUUUCUCUAUACACAUCCCAAAGUGCAGGAAGUGCAGGUGGUUGGAGUCAAAGAUGAGAGGCUGGGAGAGCAGGUGUGUGCUUGCAUCAGGCUGAAGGAAGGCCAAACUUCCAGUGCAGAGGAAAUAAGAGCGUUCUGCCAAAGCCAGAUUGCUCGGUUCAAAAUCCCACACUAUGUGAUCUUUGUAGACAGCUACCCCAUGACUGCUACUAGAAAGAUCAAGAAGUUGACACUAAAGCAGGAUAUGGAGAAGAAACUGGGACUUUAAUUUGUGGACUGAUGGGCUUUGCAUCUGCUGGUGACGUCUGGCAGGGGAGGGUUUGGUACCAAGAGCGAAAUCUAAACUAUAUAUCUGAAUGACGGCUGGAAUAUCAGUACAUAUUCCCUCCCUACUUUUCACUAUUUAAACCUUUUAUAUAUAAAUAACAGCUGCUGUUAACUGACCUUAGCAAUGGACUCCCAUCUUUUAUUUUGGUAAUUAGCUUUGGUUGACAAAAAAAUCUUAACACCAGAUGUACUGAUGACAGCGACAAAAUGGGCCCGAAAGCUUCAGAGAAUGUCCCAUAAGUGG